Acanthoscelides obtectus is the source of this 303-nucleotide messenger RNA. Lineage: Eukaryota; Metazoa; Arthropoda; Insecta; Coleoptera; Chrysomelidae. The record is from the annotation of a GenBank genome assembly.
AUGAGAAUAGGCCCAAACAGAGCAGCAUUUGAUCUGGUAAGAGUUACUGAGAACAUCAAUCAAAUCCAUGAAAGUUACUAUGACAGAAAGUUAGAGCAAAAGCAAAAAUUGCAUGAAGAAAAUAUGGCAUUAAAAAGAGAAGAGCUACAGUUGCGAAAAAUAGAAGUGCAGCUAAAAGAAGAGGAAUUAACGAUAAGAAAAGAAGAAGUAGAGUUAGAAAAAGAAAAGCUUAGAUUGGGAGGGUUGAGGGGCCAUGAAAAAAAAUUUAGAGAAUCUAGAAUGUUAGUUAUUACAGAUUCUUAA